AUGACAACUGACUAUAGGGAUCCUUUAGUAGAUUUGCUAAACAGUAAUGUUGAUUCUCCUCAAAAUUCAAACUCGACCGAUGAUGUUGAGGUUAUAAAUCGUCCUUUUAACAAUGGGAACGCUAACCAUCAUGUACUCCAACAACAUGUCCAACCAUCACCAAGUAUUCAAAAUCCGUCCUUAACACCACUUUUGAACCACCAGGUAUAUUAUAGUAAUAACUUUGAUUUUGAUACCCCCAACGACAUUGACUCGUACGAUAAAAUUCAAGAAUUGGACCAGUCGCCGCAACAGCAGUCAAGAGGGGAGAAAGCCGCAAGAGAAACAUCCUAUCCUCCAUUUUUUGCCUCUAGCGAGUCACGGGAGAAUACGACCCACGAGGAUUUACUUGCGACAGAUUUGCAGCUAUUCAACAAACACAAUAACUUACAACCAUUCUACAAGGAUAGUACACUUCCGCCUUUACCGCCCUUAUCUGAAUCUGUAUUACCACACAAUGUAACCUUCAAACCCUUGGACUUAUCUCAGGAGGCAAGGCAUGGAAUUGAUAGCCAACAUCAACAAUCGCAGUUACAAGGACUACAACCGCAAUUAAAGCGUAGAAAGGAAAACACGGGACCCAAGACAAGACCCGCUUUUGUGAUGAAAAUUUGGUCAAUGGUCAAUGAUGAAGCUAAUAAGGAAUACAUCAGAUGGAACGAUGAUGGUAAGACGUUUCAGGUGUUUCAUCGCGAGGAUUUUAUGAAAAACAUCUUGCCCAAAUAUUUCAAACAUAACAACUUCGCUAGUUUUGUUAGACAGUUGAACAUGUACGGAUGGCAUAAAGUGCAGGAUAUUGGAAAUGGCACGAUGCACCAAAGUUGUGAUAAGAGUGGUGCAGACGAAAUUUGGCAAUUUGAAAAUGCCAAUUUCAUCAGGGAUCGGGAAGAUUUAUUAGAUAACAUUGUGAGGAACAAAAGUAGCAAUGGCCAAAAUGAAAUUCAAUUGACUGAAAACCCAAAUGCCAAUGCUAACUUAUCCUUGAUAUUGUCUGAGUUGGAAACGAUCAAGAUGAACCAAUAUGCGAUCACUGAAGAUUUGAGAAGGGUAAGGCGCGAUAAUAAAACCUUGUGGCAUGAGAAUUAUAUCAAUCGAGAAAGAACUAAAUCACAAGAGCGCACUAUUGACAAGAUUUUGAAGUUUCUUGCUGCAGCUUAUGGCAAUGGUGGAAAUAAAUUGUUGGAUAUAAAUAAUAUCAAUCUACCACUAACACAGUAUAAUCAAGCGUCAAGAGGGUCGCCUAUGCUUGCUCGAGCGCAACCACAACACUCACAAGAAAACAAAGAAGAUGGAACAACAAAUAUGCGCGCUUGCUCUCCAAGAGCGCAGUUGGAAGAUUAUUUUCAACAGCAGCAACAACAAGCACAACAACAGCAGCAACAACAACAGCAACAACAACAACAACAGCAACAGCAACAACAGCAACAACAGCAACAACAGCAGCAACAGCAACAACAACAGCAGCAGCAACAGCAACAGCAGCCGCAGCAAUACGUACAAGUGGAUUAUCAAUCACCAUCAACGUCUUCUGAGAGGCUGUUUCAAACUCAGACUCGUUUCAAGCCAAGAUUACUUAUAGCCAAUCAAGCACAUAGACCAUCCAAUUCGCGAACCCAAUCAUCGCCUGGAAUGAUUGAGGAAAUCAUUAAAUCGCAUGACCAUUCCAAGUUACCCGAAACUAAUGUCAAAAAGAUGUAUCAACAAUUGGUGAGCCAGGAUCCGAUAUCUUCGCCGUCUCAUUUUUUCCCUGAAUUAGCUGUUUCAAAUAUAGCAAAUAACUACGAUAGUUUAGAAGCGCGUCUGAAAACUUCGGGCCAGUCGAUUGAGCAAGUUGAGGAUUGGAUAGAAAAACUUAGUCAGCAGCAAAAUAUAAUAGCCAAUGGACAAGGCAAUACCCAGAAUGAGGAAGCAGAAGCGGAAGCGGAAACAGAAACACUGGAGCAGCAGUUUAAUAUUGAUGAUUAUUUGCAGAAUAACAGUCCAGCUGCCAGUAACACUUUUACUCCCACUGUUCGUCAUGCGCAAAUCAAUGCUAGUGGUGCAAAUAUUCUGCCAACCUCCCCGUCUACAGGUAAGAAAAGAACUAUACACGAAAUUUACGACGAAAAUGAUCAAUAA
Molecule: messenger RNA, 2157 nt
Organism: Lodderomyces oxycetoniae
Lineage: Eukaryota; Fungi; Ascomycota; Pichiomycetes; Serinales; Debaryomycetaceae
Gene: CTA8
Product: stress-responsive transcription factor
Exons: 1
Coding region: 1-2157 (718 amino acids)
Biological process (GO): regulation of DNA-templated transcription
Molecular function (GO): DNA-binding transcription factor activity; sequence-specific DNA binding
Source: RefSeq, a predicted model, not a curated record